This is a messenger RNA of Lecanosticta acicola, 849 nucleotides long. The record is from the annotation of a GenBank genome assembly. NCBI's taxonomy places the organism in Eukaryota, Fungi, Ascomycota, Dothideomycetes, Mycosphaerellales, Mycosphaerellaceae.
AUGGCCUGGCUACUCCAAACGCGAAGCGAAAUGAUCCGAACUCUUGCAGACAACAAUCAAGGUAUCCUCGACAACCUGCAAUGCGUCAGAGUACGCCCUUGCAUCUUGAACAUUCGAGACCACACAUUGCUUCUAGUGGAGCCGAGGGAUAGAGGAUUCUGGACUCUGAUUUCCGAUCAUAUGACGCCGGAGAAGGAAAACGGGGAAAGUAUACUUCAGCACAUGGUCUACGUGCUUUCCCAUGCGAUCAAAGAAGACCUUUUCCGAGAUUUACAAUUCCUGGUGGAGGCGGAAAAAGGCCCCGUGGCUGUGCUUUAUAAUGACGGCCGGGAACUCGAGAUUGGGGUGCUAAUGACUGUGGAUGGCUGUGCGGAUACGAAGAUAACGACCGUGGAUCUCUCCUUUCCGGACGACUUCGUUGACUCUAGAUGGAUGAGCGAAGAAGAGAGCGUCCAAUGCUUUGCUGAUCAAGCGCAGGGUGGGGACCUUUUCCUCGCCCGCGUGUGGCAGAGAUAUCAUAGAGCUAUGUCUCCCGAACCUGGGCCAAGCAGACACGGCAAUGUCGUCUUUGCCAUGAGCCAAGGGUGGCUCUAUAUUCAGGAGAUGAGACUGCAAGAGGCACUGACGGAAGGUGAGAUUGCUGUCUGCAAGGCUGAUGAUGGCCUAGUGGUCUGGGAUGGUGAUGCUAUUGAGAAGAGAAAGGUUCCAGAUGAUGUGCGGAUUUUAGGAGAGACUGAUAUGCUGGACAUGGACAUGAGCAGUGUGGUGGAAGGAGGGCGAUUGAGGAUCAGGUUCGCUAAGGGCGGAGAGGAAGGGAGAUCAGGAUUGGGCAAUGAAGAAGGGCUAUGA